AUCGCGAGACCGUCCAUCUGCUCAAGGAAUCCCCGAAAGAUGGCGGCGCCGCCAGACGAGGGGAGCUUGGAGUCGCGCAUCAACAAAGCCACAAACCCCCUCAAUAGGGAGACGGAUUGGGAGAGCAUCGAAGCUUUCUGUGAACGACUGAAUAAUGACCCCGAAGGUCCUCAGCUGGCCACCAGACUGCUGGCCCACAAGAUCCAGUCGCCUCAGGAGUGGGAAGCCAUGCAAGCCCUAACGGCGCUGGAAACGUGCAUGAAGAGUUGUGGGAAACGAUUCCACAGCGAGGUGGGGAAGUUCCGCUUUCUGAAUGAACUCAUCAAAGUAGUCUCUCCCAAGUAUUUAGGCUCUCGGGCCCCUGAAACGGUGAAGAAGAAGGUGUUGGAGGUCAUGUACAGCUGGACCCUAGCACUACCAGAAGAAACCAAAAUAUCUGAUGCUUAUCAGAUGCUGAAAAAGCAAGGCAUUGUGAAGCAGGACCCCACACUUCCUGAUAACAGCCCCCUUCCGCUCCCGCCAGCCAGACCCAAGAACGCCAUCUUUGAAGACGAGGAGAAAUCAAAGAUGCUGUCACGCCUGCUGAACAGCACCCACCCCGAGGACCUACGGGCCGCCAACAAGCUCAUCAAGGAAAUGGUGCAGGAAGAUCAGAAGCGUAUGGAGAAGGUGUCCAAGCGUGUGAACGCCAUCCAGGAGGUGAAGGAGAGCGUGGGGUUGCUGACGCAGCUCCUGGGGGACUACAGCCCCGACACCUCCCAGAACAACAAGGACCUCAUCAAGGACUUGUACCAGCGUUGUGAGAAGAUGAGACCAACCCUCUUCCGUCUGGCCAGCGACACAGAGGACAAUGACGAGGCCUUAGCUGAGAUCCUGCAGGCCAACGACAGCCUGACGCAGGUCAUCAACAUGUACCGCCAGCUGGUGACAGGAGAGGACGUCAACGGGGACAGCUCAUCUACGCCUCAGCUCAAAGGAAGUAGCACGGCUCUGCUGGACCUGUCGGGCCUCGACACCUCCCCCUCCGCCCCCGGCAUCCCAGAGUUCCCCUCGCAGCCCCUCCCCUCCUGCUCCCCCGCCGCCGCCACGCAGGAGAUUGGCAUCAGUCUAUUGGACGACGAGCUGAUGUCGCUCGGCCUUACUGAUGGUCCCCCCGCAGGCUCUAACUUGGUUUCCCAAAGUGGAGAUGCCACGACGUGGAACACUUUUCAGUCCUCCGAUAGUGUGGACACGGCUGCUCCGGUUGCCACCACAGCGGCGGCGGCGGUACUGCAGCCUUCGGUGAUGCCGGCGGCCCCUGCUGUGGCGCCCUCUGGUGGUGUGGUGGUGGCCUCGUCACCCUCCAAGGCCCUGGAUGAGCUGGACCUGCUGGGCAAGACACUGCUGCAGCAGUCCCUCCCUCCAGAGAGCCAGCAGGUCAAAUGGGACAAAUUGCAGUUGCAGUCCAAGCCAACACUACGUGACCUCCAGACCAAGACCACAGCGAGCCCCAACGCAUCCCCAGUCCCCGUCCUCCUGGCUCCCCUGGCCUCCGAGCCGCCCCCCCCAGCAACUCUCCUCGACUCCCAUCCGGCUCUCGACGCUCCCUCACUAGGCCUGACGACCAGCACUUCAUCCCAGAAUGACCUGAUUUCCUUAGCUAAUGUGAAUGUACCAUUGGAAUCCAUUAAACCUAGUAGCAUGUUGCCUGUGACGAUAUUUGACAAGCACAGUUUGCGGGUGUUGUUCCACUACGCGCUGGAGUGUCCGCCCUCGCGGCCGGACGUGUUGGUGGUGAUCAUCUCCAUGCUGUCCUCGGCCCCCACGCCCAUCACCAAUAUCCGCUUUCAGUCGGCUGUCCCCAAGACCAUGAGGGUGAAGUUGCAGCCUCCCUCUGGUACAGAGCUGCCGGCCUUCAACCCCAUCCUCCCCCCCGCCGCUAUCACCCAAAUCUUGCUGCUGGCCAACCCUCAUCAGGAGAAAGUGAGACUGAGGUACAAGCUGACUUUCGAUUUGGGAGACGAGUCACAUGACGAGUCGGGCGACGUUGAACAGUUCCCACCUCCAGAAAACUGGGGGAACCUUUAGGAGGACGGACCAGCUUCCAAAUAAACGAACCCUAUCUACUUCCUUACUACACUCUUUGCCUGAUGGCGUGAACUUCAUGCAAAUACUCGUUGAUGGUCCUGCUUUUUUUAAAAACCUGCAAUCUUGUUUCCAUUGCCCUCUGCUCUGCGCAGUCUCUCUGACGUUGCCUCGCUCUUACCUGUCUGAGUCUUGAUCUAGUGUGUCCGUUCCUUUUCUUUCCUCCUUCAUUCCAAAAAUGAUUUGCGAUCAUGAAAUCA
Molecule: messenger RNA, 2324 nt
Organism: Engraulis encrasicolus (European anchovy)
Lineage: Eukaryota; Metazoa; Chordata; Actinopteri; Clupeiformes; Engraulidae
Gene: gga1
Product: golgi-associated, gamma adaptin ear containing, ARF binding protein 1
Exons: 17
Coding region: 40-2067 (675 amino acids)
Biological process (GO): Golgi to plasma membrane transport; protein localization to cell surface; intracellular protein transport
Cellular component (GO): trans-Golgi network
Molecular function (GO): ubiquitin binding; phosphatidylinositol binding; small GTPase binding
Source: RefSeq, a predicted model, not a curated record